Molecule: messenger RNA, 469 nt
Organism: Vitrella brassicaformis
Lineage: Eukaryota; Vitrellaceae
Source: the annotation of a GenBank genome assembly
CCCUGUUGCCGGCCGCUGUGUCGCCAAGUGCCUCCCUGCCCUUCGCUCAGGCGAUGGCAGCGAACUCGUCGCAGACACAGAGAAACCCAACCACCACAAACUUGCAGAACACACUCAUGACACACGCCGGCUUGUGGCCCUUUGUCGGUUCUUCAUCGUCUUUUUCCAUUCGGUAGAAGCGCCGCAUGUCGUCGGCCUUGACCUCCCUGUUGCGUCUGCCGUAGGGAUCAACCACCGUGUGCGUCUGGAAGGCCUUGUCAUCGAACAUCCUGACAGCCACACAGACACAGGCGGGAUCAAUGGGGGCGAUGGAUGGACUGAUGGAUUGGUGCGUGUUUUGUACCUGUGGAAUCUGUCAUCGAUGAGGGUCCUCCUGGUCUUGAGCGGCGCCUUCUUGAAGCGCGGGUUGCUGGACGGAUCAAACCGGGGAUCCAUCGCCAUCACGACAACGCAGUCCGCAGACCUGAUG